Molecule: messenger RNA, 585 nt
Organism: Trichoderma aggressivum f. europaeum
Lineage: Eukaryota; Fungi; Ascomycota; Sordariomycetes; Hypocreales; Hypocreaceae
Exons: 1
Coding region: 1-585 (194 amino acids)
Biological process (GO): chromatin remodeling
Cellular component (GO): Ino80 complex
Source: RefSeq, a predicted model, not a curated record
AUGGCCGCUCCAACAGAAGCGCAGCUCGCGCAUAUCCAGCUGCUCGAACAGCUCGACAUCCACUCCAUCCACAAGAACUUCCGCAACCCCAAUUGGAAGCCCAACCAGCGACGAAACAAGAACCUUAAGGCCAUCGUAGGCGACGCGUCGAGGCGAGAGGCAUCCGCCCUCGCGACACCGCAAGACGUCAGCGGCGAUGCGACCCCAGCCGUCGACGAUGGCCUCUCGACCAGCGGCACCUCGACGCCGGCCACAAGCACCAACGGGAACCCGCCACCGCCAAAUCUCGCACAGGCUUCGCGUAGUCUGUCGAAGCUCGUGCUGGAAAAGACACUGAAGCCUCCUGUGGGAGGGGCUGGAGCUGUGUCGGCCCCGAACGCGACGUACACAAACAUCGAGUCGGCGCCUUCAUUAGCACACUCGAAGCACUACUGCGAUAUCACGGGCCUUCCGGCGCCUUACUUGGAUCCCAAGACCCGACUGCGGUAUCACAACAAGGAGGUGUUUGGGUUGAUCAGAACACUGCCUCAGAGCUCUGCGGAGCAGUUCUUGGCUGCUCGUGGCGCGCACACAGUGCUGAAGUGA